Messenger RNA from Colletotrichum navitas, 1593 nucleotides. Its product is annotated as major facilitator superfamily transporter. Bases 1 to 1593 code for a protein of 530 amino acids. Gene Ontology annotation, biological process: transmembrane transport. The transcript has 4 exons. Lineage: Eukaryota; Fungi; Ascomycota; Sordariomycetes; Glomerellales; Glomerellaceae. Gene Ontology annotation, molecular function: transmembrane transporter activity. The record is from RefSeq and is a predicted model, not a curated record.
AUGGCCGAAUAUUGCCGAUUAUUGAACUUUCAGUGUAACGCUAACUCUACAACAGCUAUUGCACGGUUCGCGGAGCCUCUCGCGUUGACAUCAGUCUUUCCCUACCUCCCGGAGAUGAUUAGGAGUUUCGGCGUUGCACAAAACGAUGUCGCAAAAUGGGCCGGUUACACAUCCGCCGUCUUCUCCCUUUCUCAGAGCGUGACCGCCGUUGCGUGGGGACGGGCCUCCGACCGGGUCGGAAGGAAACCGACCAUCAUUGUUGGUCUCAUCUCGACGAUGGUGUUCUUUGUCGUCUGGGGUAUGUCCACCAGCCUACCGAUGGCCAUCAUCGUGCGAGCCAUCCUGGGCAGCGGAAACGGAAAUGUUGGAAUCAUCAGGACCAUGGUUGCUGAAAUGGUCCCCGAGAAGGAGUUGCAACCCCGGGCGUUCUCCAUCAUGCCCCUGAUCUGGUCCGUCGGCUCCAUCUUCGGCCCAGCCUUUGGCGGUUUCUUCGCCAACCCCGCCCGCCGUUUCCCUUCCGUGUUUGGCGAUAGCUGGUUCUUCAACGCGUAUCCGUUCGCUCUGCCGAACUUCAUCGCCGCCGUCUUCUUCCUCAUCUCUGUCGCCACCGCCACCCUCUUCCUGAAGGAGACGCUCGAAAGCAAGCGUCAUAAGCCCGACUGGGGCCUCCUCCUCGGCGAACGCCUCACCCGCCCCUUCCGCCGCUCCCGCCCCCCACCUACCACCCUCCCAACGUCCGACGAACCUCCUUUGUCGACGGCGAGGCCACCGCGCCCUUGGUCCCCACCAAGCAUCAACCUGCUCUGCUACACCUUCCUCGCCCUGCACUCCGUGGCCUAUGACCAGAUCCUCCCGGUGUUCCUCAACUACCCCGUGCAGGCCCACACGCCCGACAACACCCACCUGCCUUUCCAGUUCUCCGGCGGCUUCGGCCUCAGCUCGGACCGCAUCGGCACCAUCUUCACCAUCUACGGCAUCACCUGCGGCGUGAUCCAGUUUUUUGUUUUCCCUCCUCUGUGCAACUACUUUGGUGUCCUGCGCUGCUUCCGCGCUUGCGCCAUCACCUUCCCCGUCGUCUACAUGCUCACCCCCUACGUGGUCCUCUUCGAGAGCAGCACCGGCCGCUACGCCGCCCUCAUGGUCGUCAUGUUCGUCAAGGCCUUCGCCGUCAUCGUCGGCUUCCCCUGCAUGACGAUCCUGCUCACCAACUCGGCCUCGUCGCUGCGCAUCCUCGGCACCCUCAACGGCUUCGCCACCAUGUUCAGCGGCUUCGGCCGCGCGUUCGGGCCCGCGACCGCCGGCGCCGCCUUCAGCUGGGGCGUCGCCCGGGGCUACAUCAUCGUCGCGUACUGGUUCCUCGCGCUGACGGCGCUCCUCGGCGCCAUCCCCAUCUACAUGCUCUUCGACUACGACGCCCUGACGCAGACGCCCGACGCGAGCGAUGACGACGAGGGGGAGGAGGACGAGAGCGUCAGCGACGAGGGAUACGCCAGCGAGGGCAGCGGGCAGGCCGCGCCGACGGAGACGGCGCCCCUGCUGGGUGCGAAGACCGGGCCGGCGGGGUACGACGCCGUCAGCCCUUCCCGUUCGUAG